UUCAAGUCGGCGUAGCUUUUAAAUACGAAAUUUUUGGCACCUCAAAUUUCAUUUUAGUUAUAGCCCACUCAGCUAAAAAUGUCCGAUUCCACCGUGUGCUUCUCUAAGCACAAGAUCGUGCCGGAUAUCCUGAAGACGUGUCCUGCCACUUUGCUUACGGUGACUUAUGGUGGUGGACAGGUGGUGGAUGUAGGCGGUGAAUUGACACCCACGCAGGUGCAGAGCCAGCCAAAGGUGGAGUGGGAUGCAGACCCGAAUGCCUUUUACGCGCUCCUCCUGACCGAUCCGGAUGCGCCCAGUCGCAAGGAGCCCAAGUUCCGCGAGUGGCACCACUGGCUGGUGGUCAAUAUUCCAGGGAACCAAGUCGAGAAUGGCGUGGUUUUGACCGAAUAUGUGGGUGCAGGUCCGCCGCAAGGCACGGGACUUCAUCGUUACGUCUUCCUGGUCUACAAACAGCCCCAAAAGCUCACUUGCAACGAGCCCAAAAUCCCAAAAACGAGCGGCGACAAGCGGGCCAAUUUCAGCACCUCCAAGUUCAUGAGCAAGUACAAGCUGGGGGAUCCCAUUGCCGGGAACUUUUUUCAGGCACAGUGGGACGACUAUGUGCCCAAGUUAUACAAGCAACUAUCUGGCAAGAAGUAGUAUCUUUCUUCUCAUAAUUAGGCUCCCAAAUCCCUACAAAGCAUGCUGUAAAGAACAAGAAUCAUGUAGAAACAGAUAAAUGUA
Molecule: messenger RNA, 726 nt
Organism: Drosophila mauritiana
Lineage: Eukaryota; Metazoa; Arthropoda; Insecta; Diptera; Drosophilidae
Product: protein D2
Exons: 2
Coding region: 79-642 (187 amino acids)
Source: RefSeq, a predicted model, not a curated record